CGCACGCCUAUUACAUCGACCAAAACAAUUCCAAACUAUCCAAAACGCAGUUUCAGUACGGAGUGCCGAGUUGAUUUCGCGAGUGUAACGUUAUCUUCGAAUAAUCCCGAUAUAUUAGUGAAAACUGCGCAAGGCUUCUCGAGUGUUUUGCCCCGGCUAUUUUCGCAUAAUAUAUAGGAUAAUCCACCGACCGUCGUGAUCGUGUGCCAAUAAUUGCUGUGUGCAAUCGUCGCGUUGGACCAACACGACAACGGAAUCUACGGCAUCAACGAAGCAUCCCCGCUUUGACGGGGCGCUUUGGUGAUGUACGACAGCGCCAGCUGCUCGUACGCUGCUGCGCUCGAUCUCAAAGGACCAAGCAUCCUCGCCAGUCAUUCCUCGCUCAGCAGUAACAACAACAACAACAGCAGCAGCAACAACAACAAUAACAACGGCACCGCUCCCAGUGCCAACAACAACAACAAUAACAACGCGGCAGUGCAUCACAAUAACGUUAUAGUGACAAGUGGCAGUAGUGCGUGCAGCAGCUCGUCGAGCGCAGCCGCGUCGGCUGCUGCCGCCGUCAAGCAGGAACAGAACUGGCCCUAUCGAGGCCUCAACUGCACCGGCAGCACAUUUCAGCAGCUCAAGCAGAGCGUCGAGAAGGCCAAGCAGGCCUUGGCCGAUCGCGGCGGCUACCUGGCCGGAGCCUUCUCGCCGCCGCCACGAGUCAACUCCAGCGCAGUGUCGCCCACCACAUCGAUAACAGAUGCCGGCAGUUCUUACAAGGGCGGUUGGAGCCAUGCCACGUCACCAGCCCCAGGACAGGGGUAUGGGAGUGGCCUGUCGAAAACAGCGUUGGAUUCACACUCUCACCUUCGACAACCAGAUCCUUACCAGAUGUUCGGGGCGACGAGUAGUCGCUUGGCAAGCUCGGGCUCCGGACAAAUUCAGCUGUGGCAAUUCUUGCUGGAGCUGCUGUCGGACUCAUCGAACGCGGCCUGCAUCACGUGGGAGGGCACGAACGGCGAGUUCAAGCUGACCGACCCGGACGAGGUGGCUCGACGAUGGGGCGAGAGGAAGUCAAAACCCAACAUGAACUACGACAAACUCUCGAGAGCUCUGAGGUAUUACUACGACAAAAACAUAAUGACCAAGGUCCACGGCAAGAGGUACGCGUACAAAUUCGACUUCCAAGGCCUGGCGGCGGCGACGCAGCCCGCCGCGGCCGAUCCCACGGCCUACAAGUACCAGAGCGAGCUGUUCAUGUCGGGUUACGGCCACGCCAAGCUCAACCUGAUGCCACCUCCGGCGGCCUCCGUGGCCGUCUCGAUGCCGGGCGGCCUGUUCCAGUCGGCCUCGUCCUACUGGUCGACGAGUCCCGGCGCGAAUCUGUACGGCGGCCACCACACGAGCUCGGGACACGUACCGACCCACCUGGGCAGCUACACGCAUUACGCAUGACCCACGGCCGCCGAGCACUGGGGUGCGGCUCUGGGGACGCCGGCGCGCUGGGGCCACAGCGUCGGCAACGAGGGCGACAGAUGAAGAGCCCCGCGGGAUCAUCAUCAGGCCGGUGGCGGCGGCGCCGGCAACGAUCAUCAUCAUCCACACUACGGCGGCGGUGGUGUCGGUGGCGGUGGCAGCGACUACUUGGCACCCCAGUAAACAAUUAUCACAAGUAGGGACAGGGCCCGUUCUCGUUGUCCACUUUUUAGCUGACUUUAAAGGCUGAAAUUUACACUCGCUUGUCGCUUGAUGUUGACGUUGAUGAUGAUGAUUACGAUAACGACGAUAAGACGUGAUUUACUCGCGCUAUCCCUUCAAAUCUGUGCCAUACGAAUGAAUUUGAAUGAGAUAACAAUUUUUAUCCCGGUCCUCGAGGGGUAGGGUACGCGCACGAACCCUAGUCUUGUACAAAUGUAUUUCUCGACAAAUUCGUUGGUCGUCUUUUUUUGAAAAUAAAUCAUUUUGAAAGCGAUAUCAUUUUUCAUCUGUAUUAUCUAAUUAAUUUCGGAGGAUAGCGCACCAAGAGUAAAUUUCUAUGUGAAUUUGCAACUUGUGCAGUUUCGGUGAAUCGCAGCGAGAUGAUUUAUUUAUAUUAUUAAUGAAUGGUAUUUAACGUAAUUUAGACGCGCGAGGGCAAUAGUCAAGUUUGGUCCUAGAAUCAGCAGCUAGGCCUGCAUCGGAAAUCGACUUUGUAAAUAUUAUGUAGACAAGAUUACGAUAUAAACUAUUAAUGGGUCAUAAUUGUAAAAGGAUAUCGGCCAACGGGUAUAUAUUACACGAUCGUGUAUCAAAUGCACCUUCGUGAAUUUACGAAUUUCGAGGGGAUUUUAUCGAAGGUAAACGUCAGCUUAAUACAGAAGAGCCGUCACCUUUUCUCAACUUCGUGUCGAGGCUCGACACAUACACACACACGUAUGGAUUGUAUAAUACACGCAAGUUGAACGAUACGAUUUGUUAAAUAUGUAUACGUGGCAAAAGCGAUAAUAUUAAAAAAAAAAGUAGUCACUAAAAAAAUAUAACACGAUCGAGAUACUAUUGAAAAAAAAAGUAAUACCGGCAUGUAUAAAAUGUUUAUCCGGCUCAGAAAUCCAAUGAAUCUAUAAAUAAGUCACGUAUAAGUCUGUUGUCGUAAAAGUGAAACAUAAUUUGUAAGUAUUAACUCUAGGUAAAUGUACGAUAUUAAUUUAAUUGCAAUUUAUACAAGUACACUUCUAUCAUAUAGGAAGAGGGUUGGCUUGGUUAUAGUCAUUUAAAUUUUACAGCUACUUUGAUUUUUUCAAGUUGAUCACUCGUCAAUCGAUUCGUUAAUUUUUCCUUUUUCCGAGUCGAUAUGACCAUUCCAUGAACUUAUUUGUUUCAUUUUGCACGAUAAUUUUCGUUUUUCUUACAUUUAAUAUGAAACUAAUUUUGAAUAUUUCAAGUAUUACUAAAGUCUAAGGUCCAAGGCCGCUAGAGGCAAUUAUUGUAGAUAGGAUAUUUUCACGUGUAAUGCACAGCACUCCGUAUAAAAGCUGAUUCUUUCCUUCUAUUUUAUAGUAAAAAAAAUGUAUUCUAGUCCUUUAAUCCACGUGUAUACAUGGCUGUGGCGCGAGCGAAUGAGAAAAAUAUUGAAUUACAGUAAAUACCAAAGAUGAAUUAAUAUUGCACAAGAUACAUAAUGUCGAAAUCUGAGACAUCGUGGCGUGUCUAAUUAUAUUAUAUAUAAAGGAGAAAAUUUUAAAAAAUAGACAAUUCGUAUUUCUAUGAUAUAUCAGUGUAUAAUGCGCUAAAUAUUAAUGUGCAUCGUCGUUUCGUCGUUACCGAAAAAUGUUGCGAACGAAUUUAUGUAUGUAUAUGAUAAACAGUAUUUAUUAAUUGUAUAAAAAGGCAAGAAAAUUUAUUUUAAUUCUCGAAUUAUUAUUGCUGGUAAGUUUGAUAGAAAAAAAUUCUAAAAAAAAAAGAAAACAGUGAAACUUUUUACGACUGUGUGUGUAUAGAUCUGCUCAUUUGUGCAGGCAAUAUAAGCCCAGUAUCAAAAAAAAGUGAAAUACAACUCUUCGUUGUAAGUGAAAAAAAACUCCUGUAUUGUUUUACAAUCUUUGCCCAUCAAAACGGGAAUUCAUAGCAAAUAAGAAAUGACGUGUGUGAGAAAACUGUGCACUGUUUAAGAAUAGCGCAAAGUACGAAGCAAGCAUAAAAUAGAUCCAGAUGUUCGUUGCCAUAUCGAGAGGUUAAUUGAAAAAUUACUGUUUACCGUGAAUAAUAACGAGAGAAAUAAAUGUGAUUCAUCGUUCAUCAAUAAACAUACCAAGUUUUACUGCAAAA
Molecule: messenger RNA, 3792 nt
Organism: Trichogramma pretiosum
Lineage: Eukaryota; Metazoa; Arthropoda; Insecta; Hymenoptera; Trichogrammatidae
Gene: Ets65A
Product: DNA-binding protein D-ETS-3-like
Exons: 6
Coding region: 304-1443 (379 amino acids)
Biological process (GO): cell differentiation; regulation of transcription by RNA polymerase II
Cellular component (GO): nucleus
Molecular function (GO): sequence-specific DNA binding; DNA-binding transcription factor activity, RNA polymerase II-specific
Source: RefSeq, a predicted model, not a curated record